Amphibalanus amphitrite is the source of this 1278-nucleotide messenger RNA. Its product is annotated as mitotic spindle assembly checkpoint protein MAD2A-like. The record is from RefSeq and is a predicted model, not a curated record. The transcript has 6 exons. Bases 365 to 991 code for a protein of 208 amino acids. Gene Ontology annotation, cellular component: kinetochore; cytoplasm; nucleoplasm. NCBI's taxonomy places the organism in Eukaryota, Metazoa, Arthropoda, Thecostraca, Balanomorpha, Balanidae. Gene Ontology annotation, biological process: mitotic spindle assembly checkpoint signaling.
AAUGAACUGGGAAUGAAGAGAAGCUUCACGUUUGAAUAAGCCUAAUUCGCAAAAAUUUGGUUCCAAAAUAUUUAUUCGUGAUUUCUUCAAGCUAAAACACAUUUUAUUUUACUGGAGCACAUGGUUUGGCUACUUUACACUCCGAUUGGAUAGCUGCAAGAGGGCCCAAUUUUGUGUUACCAUGGAAACUACAGUGAACUGAACAGAACUGAGAGCUUUGCGCGAGCAUUUCGUGCGAGUGCGCAAGCAACUAGAGGCGGCAAAGUUCAAAUUCGUGAGAAGACACUGAGAAGCCAGCGGCCGAUCCUUUUUCAAUUUGGGUCCUAGAGUAAGUGGUGACUGGCGAACCAAGUGAUCUUUCAUCAUGGGGAAGACGGCGACCCAGCAGGUUAACAAGAAUGCCAUCACACUGAAGGGCUCGGCAGAAAUCGUCGCCGAAUUUUUCAAUUUCGGCAUCAACUCAAUACUCUACCAGCGCGGCAUUUACCCGGCCGAGUCGUUCAGACCGGCCCAGAAGUACGACCUCACACUGUGGCUGUCACAGGACAAGGAGGUCAAUGGAUAUCUCAGCAACAUCAUGGAACAGAUCAAAGUGUGGCUGGAGGCCCGUGUCGUCCAGCGAUUGGUUCUCGUUAUAUCUAACGUGGAUACCAAGGAGGUACUGGAGCGAUGGGAGUUUAUCGUGGCCAACGAGGGAGCGACGGCGGUGGACGGCUCUGAAGUGACGGGAAAUAAAGACCCGAAGGCGAUUCGUAAAGAAGUACAGAACGUCAUUCGCCAGAUCACUGCGUCAGUGACUUUUCUGCCUCUGCUCGACUGUCCGUGCUCGUUCAACUUGCUCAUCCACACUUCCCGGGACGCCGAGGUGCCGGACAAAUGGGAUGAUAGCCCGCCGGGCUUCAUCGCUAACUCUGAACAGGUGAAGCUGCGAUCGUUCAGUACCAGCGUUCAUCGGGUGGACACGGUGGUGUCUUACAAGUGUGACGGCUGAACAGUGCCUUCUGCGGGGAGGUGCCAUGGACUUGAGUGCGCGAGGGGCGAGUACAUUGUGAAGAAAUGGGGAUGUGGAAGUUUUGGUGAGAGAUGAGAGACUUUGGGGAAGAUGUGACAGGAUUAGUGGAGAGUGAUUGGUUUUGGAUGUGAAGAACGUGUAGAUAAAAGAUUGUAAGAUCUGAGUCUUCCUAACGAAAAGAAACUUGGCGAAAGAUUGAUGCGAAAAGAUGGUGUACGUGAACACUGUAUGAAAUGAUUUGACGUCCAAUAUAAUGUGCUCUAAGA